AUGGCCGCGGUGGUGGCUGCCGCUCGUGCUCUGUCUGAGGCGGCUCUGACCGGCGGGCUGCGGGCGUUGCGGGGCGGCGGCGGGUGCCGGCGCUGGAAGCGGGGCGGCGCCUGGGCGCUGUCGGGGCGGACGUGGAGCUCGGGGGCUCCUCCGGGGGUCCCUCCUCAGGCGAAGGCGGCGGGGCCGGGGCUGACCGGAGCCGUCCUGAGGGAGGUCGCCCAGCAGCAGCAGCAGCAGCAGCAGCAGCAGAAGUCAACAGGAGAAGAAGAUGGGAAAGGCUCCGAUGAACAACAAGAGAAGACAAAAAAGCAGAACCCUGCCUAUACAAAGAGACUGCUGCAGAUAGUAGGCCUUCUCGGAGCUGGCAAUGGCGUAGCAAUUAUCUACAUCUUUGGUCGUAAUUCAGUGGAUGAAAAUGGUGUGAAGAUUCCUGAUGAAUUUGAUAACGAUGUGGUGAUCCUUCAACAGCUGCGAAGGUCGUACAAGUAUUUCAAAGAUUAUAGCCAGAUGAUCAUGGAGCCCACCAGCCCUAAGUUGUUGCCGGAUCCCCUGAAGGAACCGUAUUACCAGCCGCCUUACACCCUGGUCAUCGAACUCACCGAUGUCCUGCUGCACCCUGAAUGGUCGUUAGUGACCGGCUGGCGCUUUAAAAAAAGGCCGGGCAUCGACAACCUCUUCCAGCAGCUGGCUCCUCUCUACGAAAUCGUCAUUUUCACCUCGGAAACGGGCAUGACCGCUUUCCCCCUCAUCGACAGCGUGGAUCCCCACGGCUUCAUCUCCUAUCGGCUCUUCCGAGACGCCACUCGCUAUAUGGACGGGCAUCAUGUUAAGGACAUCUCCUGCCUGAACAGGGACCCGUCCAAGGUGGUGGUGGUGGAUUGCAAGAAGGAGGCCUUCCGCCUGCAGCCCUUCAACGGCCUGGCCCUCAAGAAGUGGGACGGGAACUCCGACGACCGCACCCUCUUCGACCUGUCGGCCUUCCUCAAAACCAUUGCCCUGAGCGGGGUGGAAGACGUUCGCUCGGUGCUGGAGAACUACUCCCUGGAAGAAGAUCCACUGGAGGCUUUCAAACGCAGGCAGUCCCAGCUGGAGCAGGAGGAACAGCAGCGCCUCUCUGACCUGACGCAGCACAAGAAGCAGCAGCUCUUCCUGGGCUCCCUGGCCAGCCGGCUGUGGCCGCGCUCCAAGCAGCAGUGACCCCGGACCCCCUCAGGACCAGCCGCCCCCAUCCGCGAAUGGACCUCUCGGCCGCUCCUGCCCCUAGGACCCUCAGCCUGCUGUUUGGGGGGGGAGGGGGGCUUCUUGGGGAGGCUGCAACAGCGGGAGGGGCACAGACUUCGGCCCAACCUGGACACGGAUGGUGGGCUGCCACCUGCCCUCCUUGCCCCCCCUGAGGUCCCGCCCAGCAGCAGCAGCCUCAUUUCUUGAGACCAAGACUUUGGUGGGGAAAGGGGAGCCCGUCCCCCAGCCCUGCGGAGGGGGCCGCUCCGGGUCAGGCUCCAGGAGGGCCGGGCAGCCAAGCCAUCCCCGGGGACUCAGCCCGGCUGAAGCGGCAACAAAAAGGAGAGAAAAACUCCAGCCAGGGAAGGAGGAGGAGGAGGAGGAAGAGGGGACGGUCUCUCCGGAGGGCUCCUGCCCCUUGUUAUCAUGUUCCCAUCGGGCGACCGACGGUGCCGUGGGUCAGCCUGUUGGGGUGAGCGGAAAGGAAUGCUGGGGCGCACUCCAAAUAAACGCCCAUCUUUGUAA
Pseudonaja textilis is the source of this 1746-nucleotide messenger RNA. It is a transcript of the gene TIMM50, whose product is annotated as translocase of inner mitochondrial membrane 50. Lineage: Eukaryota; Metazoa; Chordata; Lepidosauria; Squamata; Elapidae. The record is from RefSeq and is a predicted model, not a curated record.